AUGCCGUGGCUUCUGAGCAAGGAGCGGCGGCAGUCGCCCUCCAGCAGCCGCAGUGGGCAGCCCUGGGCUGCCACCAGCUCCAGCAGCGCCUCCCAGCUCCGGGAGCAGGGGCUGGGCAGGCUGCACCGCGCGGCCGCCCGCGGUGACCUGGGCUGGCUGAGGCGGUGGCGCUGGUACGUCAAGGUAGUCGGCAUCGACAGGCGAGACCAGGAGAUGCGGACACCUCUGCAUCUGGCUUCGGCCAAUGGCCAUGCAGAUGUCGUGAGAUAUCUGCUAAGAAAGAACAGCCAGCCCAACCUCGCUGACAGCUUCAAGAGAACGGCCCUGAUGAAGGCAGUCCAGCAGGAGCAGGAAGAAUGUGUUGCUGUUCUGCUGGAACACGGUGCCGACCCCAAUCUGGCAGACGCGGACGGCAACACUGCCCUUCACCUGGCUGUCCUCUCUAAAAAUACAGCUGUAGCAGGGCUGUUACUGGAGCAUCAUGCCAAGAAUGAUGCUCAGAACCAGUGGGGAUUUACCCCCUUGAAACUUGCAGCCUUGCAACAGCAUGAGGAGAUUGUGGAGUGCCUUGUGAGCAAAGCAGCUGACAGGCACGCUCAAGGCCAGGGGGAAAGGACUGCUCUUGUGGUUCCUGGAAGCCAUGAGGCUCACCUGGAGGAAGAUAAUCUGCGCUUCCAGGAGGAGUUGGACAGGGCUGACGCGGAGCUGCGGGAGGAGGAAGAAAAGCAUCUUCAGUCUGAGCAUCGCGUUUGUGACUUGAAGACUGCCUUGGAUGACAAGGGAAGAGAAGCAAUAACAUCUUCCCAGAAACUGCAGGACCUCCCGUUGGCAUCUUGCGAGACUAACAUGACUGUAAAACAACUGGAAGAAGAGGCGCAAGACUUUGCAAGUGAAAAGAGCAGAUUGGAAGGCACUGUCCAGCAGCCAAGCGAUAGCGUUGAAGCCCUUCCGAGAGCCCUGCAAGCCUCUGCCUCAGGUGGUGAACUUUCCCAGCAGCUGGACAUGGAGCCUAGAAGAGGCAUGCUGCUCGAGGCUCAAAAGCAGGCUUUGCAAGGAGAGCUGUCCAGUCUGCGUGGGAAGUGUGAAAACCUGGAGAAGAGCAAAUGUCAGCUGCAAGAAGAGGUGGCAGAACUCGCUCAUCAUUUGGAGACUUUGGUGCUGGAUGGCAGCCAAAGAGAAGAAUGUAGAAGAGACGUGGAGGAACGAGCUGACCAGGAAAGAAGUCAAAAGCUACAAGACGUCAGCCUCGUUUUGCAAGCACAGGCCCGAUUAGGACAAAUCAGAGACAGUCAUUGUGAUUCCGUGAGAAUCCAGUUGGAAGACAGAAUUAGAGGCCUCGAAAGUGAAUUGGACAGGGUAAAAAGAACCCAACAAGAGAGUGCUUCUCGUAAAGAAGCAACGCAGGCAGAAAUGACGAUGUACAAAGACCUGUAUCUGGAGGAAGUGAAAACCAGAAGAUGCCUAGCCAAGAAAGUGGAAAGGUUGGAAAAGCUUCUGAGGCUAGAGAGGAGGAAAGUCAGGCUUAAUGAAGAGAAAGAAAGCCAGCCCCAGCUGGAGGAAAUGAAGAAGAGUUAUUCUGAAAAGGUCAAGGAAGUUGACAGAUUACGAAGAGAGUGGGAGAUGACUCUAAGUAAUCCGGAGGUAGUUCUCCUUCUGGGGAAAGAUGCAAAUGUUAAGGACAAAGCAGUUGCUGAACUUUCCCAGCAGCUGGACAGGGAAUGUCAAAAGUGCACGCAGCUGGAAGCCAAAAAUCAAGAUUUGCAAGACGAACUGUCUACCCUGCGUGGGAAGUGCGAGAACCUGGAGAUGGACAAAUGCCAGCUGCAAGAAGAGCUGGCAAAACUCCGGCAUCAUUUGGAGACUGACUUGGUGGAUCGCAGCCAACUCGAACAAUGGAAAAAAGAGGUGGAAGAGCAAGCCGACCGGGAACUCAGACAAAAACUCCAGGAAGUCAAUGAGUUUUUGCAAGCACAGGCAGCCCACCAGGACACAUUAGAAAAAAUCCGAAGCAGUCAUCUGGACUCCCUGAAAAACCAGUUAGAAGAGAGAAUUAGAGAUCUUGACCGUGCACUGGGAAGGAUAAGAAGCAACCAAGCAGAAAGACCUUUUCAAAAAGAAUCCACCCAGGCAGAAGUGGAAAAGUAUAAAGAACUGUAUGUGGUGGAAGCAAAAAGCAGAAAAAGCCUAGCCAAGAGACUGGAAAGAGUUCCAGCAGUAACAGCACAGUAG
Molecule: messenger RNA, 2229 nt
Organism: Pseudopipra pipra
Lineage: Eukaryota; Metazoa; Chordata; Aves; Passeriformes; Pipridae
Product: ankyrin repeat domain-containing protein 26-like
Exons: 14
Coding region: 1-2229 (742 amino acids)
Molecular function (GO): protein binding
Source: RefSeq, a predicted model, not a curated record